Nelumbo nucifera (sacred lotus) is the source of this 2484-nucleotide messenger RNA. RefSeq names its product putative plastidic glucose transporter 2. Gene Ontology annotation, biological process: monosaccharide transmembrane transport. The record is from RefSeq and is a predicted model, not a curated record. NCBI's taxonomy places the organism in Eukaryota, Viridiplantae, Streptophyta, Magnoliopsida, Proteales, Nelumbonaceae. Gene Ontology annotation, molecular function: hexose transmembrane transporter activity. Gene Ontology annotation, cellular component: membrane.
UACGAUGGUGACGGGUAGUUGAUGGCCUUCACGUUCCAUUCUGGCAAGCGAGAAAUCUCCUACCACCAGUCACCACGAGUAACUCCUUGAAUUAAACGUAAUCAUGUACGGUGUAAAGUGUUAACACGACGACCAAAGCGGUAGAGUCCAGAUGUUUCUUUUUCUUUCUUCGUCGGUCUUCCUUGCUCCAUAGACUUCGCGACUCCAGUAAGCGAACGUCAGAAGAUUCAGAACUACCGCCAUCUGUUUGGCGGGUGUCUCCGUUCUUUCCUACCAAGGAAUUAUCCACUAAGCUGAGGACUUUAUUACUUUUAUUUCGAUCCUUGCCUUUGUCUUUCAUCACUGCAAAUCAUUUAAAAGCUGAGGAAAAGGGUGUGGUUGCUUGAAAUACUGGUAGAUGUGUUAGGAAAGACUCUGGCAUGGAAGACCAAUGUCAUUAUUCUUUGUAUCGGGAUGCUGUGCACAGGAUUGAUGGUUGAUUUAGUGUUGCAGUUUUAGUCCUAGGUUGAACCUUUUUCGGCAUGCGGGGUCGUCAAACUUCAUGGGAAGCUUACUCGAUGUACAAGCGGAUGCCGUCGAGAGACUAUACGAAUUCAGCAGACAGAGUAGAAAAUCCAGCUCAUUUGCAGAAUGGUAUGGAGCCAGAAGCUACAAACCCUUCCUGGAGGCUCUCUUUGCCACAUGUACUUGUGGCAACCAUCUCUUCAUUCUUAUUUGGCUACCAUCUUGGUGUAGUUAAUGAACCACUUGAAAGCAUUGCUGUGGAUCUUAAUUUUGGUGGUAAUACCCUGGCUGAAGGCCUAGUUGUGAGUACAUGUUUGGGUGGUGCCUUUGUUGGAUCUCUACUCAGUGGUUGGGUUGCUGAUGGUGUUGGGCGCCGCAGGGCCUUCCAGAUUAGUGCUUUGCCAAUGAUAGUUGGGGCUUCUCUGAGUGCAUCAACAAAAAAUAUUGAAGGAAUGCUUCUUGGAAGGUUGUUAGUUGGAACAGGGAUGGGUCUUGGUCCAGCUGUUGCGGCUCUCUAUGUGACAGAGGUUUCACCUUCUUUUGUGAGGGGUACUUAUGGCAGCUUUAUUCAGAUUGCUACAUGCCUUGGGCUUAUGGGGUCUUUGUUCAUUGGAAUACCUGCAAAAAGAAUUGUGGGCUGGUGGCGAGUUUGUUUCUGGGUAUCUUCCAUUCCUACUGUGGUACUUGCUCUCUGUAUGGAAUUCUGUGCAGAAAGUCCUCAUUGGCUUUACAGGCAAGGACGAUAUGUUGAAGCUGAAGUUGAGUUUGAGAAGCUCUUAGGUGGGUCACAUGUCAAAUCUGCAAUGGUUGAACUAGCAAAGUCAGACAGAGGGGAUGAAACAGAAACUGUGAAGUUCUCAGAGCUGUUUUAUGGUCGCCAUUUCAGAGUUGUUUUUAUUGGGUCAACACUUUUUGCUUUACAACAGCUAUCAGGAAUUAAUGCUGUAUUCUAUUUCUCAUCAACCGUCUUUAAAAGUGCGGGUGUACCUUCAGACCUGGCAAACAUAUGUGUGGGACUUGCAAAUUUGUCUGGGUCAAUCAUUGCAAUGAUUUUGAUGGAUAAGCUAGGGAGGAAAGUUCUUCUCAUGGGGAGCUUUUUGGGAAUGGCAGUAGCAUUGGGUCUUCAGGUCGUUGCUGCAAGUUUUCAUACAUCAGGCUCUGAAGCUUUGUAUCUUUCUGUUGGUGGAAUGUUAUUGUUUGUCUUAAUAUUUGCACUGGGAGCUGGUCCAGUCCCAAGUCUCCUUCUACCAGAAAUUUUCCCAAGCCGCAUUAGAGCAAAAGCUAUGGCCAUAUGUAUGUCUGUACAUUGGGUGGUAAACUUUUUUGUGGGAUUACUGUUCUUGCAUUUUCUGGAACAUCUUGGGCCACAGGUUUUAUAUACUGUCUUCGCAACCUUCUGCUUGAUGGCAGUGGUUUUUGUAAAGAGAAAUGUGAUAGAAACCAAAGGAAAAUCACUCCAAGAAAUCGAGAUCACACUUCUACCGCAGGAGUAGAGCAUCAGAUGCCAUCAUCUUGUUGGUGUCAACAUGGAGCUAUACUUGGAGACUUCUGGCAGAAAACUUGGCUAUUGAAUACUCACCCAACUAGGCUGGUGUAAAUUCAGAGAGAUUCCGUGUGGAUCAAUUCUGAGCAUCAUGAUUUUAGUCCUCUUGUUCAUAUUGCAGCCAUCCCUCAUUUUGAUGAGCACAUUGAUUCCACAGAAUUAUAUAUGGGAAUAUGCAUACGGUGGACCUGGAGAUCAGGUCCUCUUGUAAUUGUUGUAAGUUUGAAUAAUAUUCAUGACAUACCUACGGACUCAUACAUAUAUGUUUAUGUUUUCGCGGAGGGAUGGCAGUACUCCAGGGGCCUUAGCAAUGAGAGCUGUGUUGAUGAGGACCUGUUCUGGUACGUCAAAAAAAAGUAAAUGUCAAGCAGGGGAAAUGUCUGUCCUUUACGCACAGUUCAGAUCCUUCUUAAUCCCUGGAAUAAUGUCUUAGGGUC